CGGCGACCGGACUCAACGUUGGCGGGGGUCCUAUGCCAAAGGAACAAAACUCGACGUUAUGACAGCGCCUAGAUUCAGCGACAACUCUCCGCGCUCUCGAAUGCUCGGGAAGAACAAAUGGGUCGUUCUGGGAGCGUGCUUCGCCAUCAAUUUUAUCAGCAGUGCCCUCUUCAGGAAUGCGGCGCUCUUCUACCCAUCUAUCAUGGACACGUUCCUGGUAACCAGAGAACGGGCGGCAUUACCCCUAUUCGUCUACGGAGGCUGUUUCCACCUUGGAGCCCUUCUAGGAGGCACCGUCAUUCAGGUCCUAACCGUCUGGGCAGCAGCAGUUGCCGGUGGUAUGCUGCUCAGCGUUACGUUCAUAGCUGCUUCCUUCGCCAACGGAACUGCUUUUCUCACAGUUGUUCUGGGCGUCCUCGGUGGCACAGGACAAGGCAUCAUCUUCAACUGCAGCGUCGUCGGUCUUACGGACUACUUUUCGUCGCAGCGAGGUCUCGCCCUAGGUGUCGUGAUGACAGGAGCUCCCGCGGCGUCAUUCAUAUUUCCCGCAAUAUUCAACUACGCCCUCGAAGAGCAUGGCCUACGCGGCACACUGCUUUUCACCGGGGCAUGCAUGCUUAAUAUUCCUGCGUUUGCACUCCUGCUUCGUGAUCGUCGGCGAACCUCUGCGGAAGAGACGUGCUGGCAGUGGGACGCCACCCCUAACACAAAAAAGUCAAAGCUGUCGUCAAGCUCAAACUGCCACAGUGCACAAAAGCAAGUUUCGGUAACCGCCACUUGCCAAUGCGUGAACAGCGUCUCGAAAAGCUAUGUACGUGAUAACUCAGGCCGGUUUGCCACUCUGAGCAGCAGUCAAUCGUUUAGUGGAUCGGACAGGAGACCAACGGAAACUAGUAGUAUAUUGAAAGGCAUUCCUGACAAUCACGUUCCUUUUUCAACCGCCCGUUGUUGUUCAGCCACUGGCAAUCUGCCGUUGUGUACAUGGCCAACCAGGACCAACAAAAUUAAUCGAAUAAGCCCCGCUGAACUGCACGACUUGUUAUUGUCGUCAGUUCCAGCAUUAUUUUUGGGUAGUAAAACCAAAGAAAUUCUUCCGAUUGAUUUGGAGCAGCAACAGCGGCCAGCUGCAGGAUUUCCAGGUCCAAGGGGGUCAAAAUGGAAGGCUUUAAUCGAAAGCGCUGCAAUAGUGGUCACAAGAUCGCGGUUUUACGUGAUCGCCUAUUCUUUUUGGGCCUACUGUUUUUUCCUCGAUACAUACCUUACAGUGACUGUUGACUAUUCUGCGGACAGCGGUGUAGCCCAAGACGACGCGCUGCACGUUCUCACCUUUUUCUCGGUGACAGAUGCCCUGUGUAGGCUAGUCAUUCCACUCCUCACUGACUGCAAGCUACUGUCGACUCCAGUGCUCUUAGCCUGCUCUUACCUUCUGGCGUCCAUCCUCGCCGGUGGCCUUGCCUUCCUGACAGAGAAGUUUGGCUUCUGGAUCGUAGCACUGGCCUUGGGGCUACCUUGUGGUUACAUCAACGUGGGCCUUUCAGAAAGUUUGUCCACGGUAGCCGGAGAAGAGAACCUGCCAAUGGCUCUCGGGUUCAUGUCCGCCGCUGCAGCUGUGGGGUCCUUCACCACACCUUUGCUAAUAGGUUUAUUUCGGGACAUCUGCGGCUCCUACGACGACCUCUUCUUCAUCAUGGCUGGCGCGCUGAUGGUCUCCUUUGUAUUAUAUGCUGGACUUCUAGCGAAUGAUCUAGUCAAGUCAAGAAAGCUAACAAUUUCCACGUAGUAAUGCUGCUGUUAUAUAGUCAUAGGUUAUUUCUAUUUUUGUUAGUUUCCUUUUUGUAGGUUGACAUCGUUAAACAAUGUACACACAGUUUUCAUGUUCAGCAUACUACGCGGCAACUUUCGUACAUGACUGAACUCCCUGAGCCAUUCUUUGAGGAGAUUCUAUUGCGAAUGGGACAGUGGUUUCUAUAGUACCGGCUGUUGUUCGAUCGCGAAAAAUGCCAGGAGAACACGCUGUACAACAAAAUAAUUUAUUGUACCUCUCUUAGACAGCUCGGCGUUCUGGCCACGGGUGAAUAGGAGGGCUUCAUUGCGGAGAAAAAAAUGACGAUGUUAACUUCUUUCACUAGACGAACGUUGUGAGUGCGCCGUGACAAAACCAAAAUUACCAAUUUUCCCUGCAUUCCUAGCGAUAAAGUGUUGCCCACACAUGAACAAAGAACUCAUCUGGACAACACGGCGUUCGUGUUGUCCACUUCUUUUGUGUCCGUGUCUGCACGCCUUACCCCCUUCUGGCAUUAUGAAUCAUUACCAACUAGCCCAGCUUUGUGUCGCUCAUAAGAAAGUACGUACCAUUCUGGUAAACACGGUGACGAUGGCCAAUAAACGUUGCCAACAUACAUCGCUACACUUAUCUUAAUGAAGAAUAAAAUUGACAAAGGCAGCUGUAUUGAACACCUUACUUUUCCGGGCUUGCGAAUGUUACGAAGUGCUGUGUUUUUCUGGAAUACAUUUUUAUUGACAGAAUUUUCAGAAAUAGAAGAAUGGAACAGUCUUCCCAAAGCCGUGGUUUCAGAGUCACAUCCCUCCAAAUUUAUGCAGUUGCUAUCAGACCAUUUGAACACAAAAUAGCCACUUUCCCUCAUGUUUCCUCUCCCAGCAAUCCGACUUGCUUGUUUCAUCGCCUAUUUUUCCGUCUCUUCUUUUUUGCCACUUUUGUUUAGCGUUUUUUUACAUUUACGUGUACAGUUUUCUUCAAAUUUAUUGCUACUCAGUUGUAGAUAUUUGCAUUGUUCUGUUUACACUUGAUGUUUUCUAUACAGUUGAUUGAUUAUUUUUAUUACCCUUUGUUUUUUUUUAUUUGGGCUGAUGUAUGGCACUUUCUCAUCGCUGUCUCCCCCCCCCCCCCCUCCACCUCCCGCUAUGUAAUGUGCCUGAAGGGACCCUUAAGGGAACAAUAAAUUAUGAUGAUGAUGAUGAAAUUAAGUUGCACAGCCGCAGUGCUUACUUAUGGAGUUGCGGUGGCGUAAUGAUCCAUACAUUUACUGCGCGCGAUGGGCAUUAUGGUGCGAAUUCCUAUGGUAUCGCUCAAUUCACUCAAUCUUCCCCAUGUGAAAGGGACAGUCUUUUGCAGUGUUUUUCUCAUCGUGGUGCCCCCAAAUAACAAUACAUUAUUUUCCUAAUAUUUUGUGUCCCAUUGCUGCCCCUCGCCUCUUAAACAGUACGCGUCGUCGUGCUCUGCGCAUAUUUAGACUAAAUAUAAGUGAACAAGACCAUAUAUGGGCAUAGAUAUAAAGCGCAUGAGGGCGUCAGCGGGCGUAAAGCAGGGGGUGAUUCGAGAUCGCCGGGAAAGGCGUUUGUCCAGCAGUAGACAUCAAAUGGGUGGAUGAUCGAACGAGAACCACGAUAAGACCUCAACAAGGUCUUCAGAAAUUGGUCGAACAUGAUAUUAGCCACAAUCUUAAAAUGGGUGUAGUGCAUGUUCGCGACGGCGCACCCCGCAACACCGCAUCGCACCACGCCAUAGUGUGCACUGGUCCGUAUGGACUCAAUAGCUUCCUUUCACAGACAGAGCUUUAUUCCAAUUCUCGUCUCGGUCAAACAGCCAUCCGCGGUACGACGGGCGCUACCGCCUUGUAUGGGCGCUGCCGGAGGCGCUGCGGCAUGCUGCACGCGGCGCGCGCCUCACGGACUGCUGGCAUUGAAUAGGGCACAGACAACUCUGUCUCAACGCGAAAAGAUGACGAUCAAGUGUGUAGUGCCAUGUAUCUCCUUUUUGAACCUGGCCAUCAGAAAGGACAAAUAAAACU
Molecule: messenger RNA, 3809 nt
Organism: Dermacentor albipictus
Lineage: Eukaryota; Metazoa; Arthropoda; Arachnida; Ixodida; Ixodidae
Source: RefSeq, a predicted model, not a curated record